Messenger RNA from Exserohilum turcica Et28A, 3069 nucleotides. RefSeq lists its product as uncharacterized. Bases 1 to 3069 code for a protein of 1022 amino acids. Lineage: Eukaryota; Fungi; Ascomycota; Dothideomycetes; Pleosporales; Pleosporaceae. Gene Ontology annotation, cellular component: nuclear membrane; cytoplasm. The record is from RefSeq and is a predicted model, not a curated record. Gene Ontology annotation, biological process: protein import into nucleus. The transcript has 2 exons.
AUGGCGAGCAACGGCACCCAGUCGUUUCCGCUGCCCUAUGAAGAGAUUGAGCGCCUCGUCAAGUCGCUGUAUGAGCCUGGCCAGGCCAAGAAAAUCUCUGAAACCGAAGCCACUUUGCGCGUGCUCCAGCGCUCGCCUCAGGGGUGGGAGAUUGCAAAUGCUCUGCUCAAGAGCGACGACGAGCAAGUCCGCUUCUUUGGCGCCCUCACCCUCACGGUCAAGCUCAACGCCGACUCGGCCGAGUUGAGCGAGCAAGAUUCCGAGCAAUUGCUGUCAACACUCAUCCAUCACCUCGUUUCACGCCCUACUACGUCCAUUGCCACUCGCAAGAUUAGCUCCACCCUCGCCCAGUACUUCACCAAGCCCAUCUCGGUAUGGACUCGGUGCAUUCGGAGCCUGGCCGCUUCUUUUGCCGCCCAGCGACCAGUCUUGGAUGCGGCCCUGAGCGAGCACCCCUCAACAUGGGACCUCCUGCCCCAAUUCUCCGACGAGCAGCUCCUGGUCAUGCUGGACUUUGUCAUGAGCUUGGCCGACGAAUCCAAGAAGCCAUCCAAUGUACCAGGCCGAAAACCACACGACCGCAUGGCGGCAAAUGUCGAGAGUGUCGAGAUCCUCCUCCAUGUGUCUUUUAGUCGUGGUAUCAAAUGGCUGUCGACGUCGAUUGAUGAUCCAAACUACACCGAUUCCGUGCAGCAGGGAGAGAAGAUCUGCAUAGCGGCCCUAAAGUGUUUUACAGGUUGGAUCUUCUAUGCCCAGUCAGAGUUCAAAGACAGUCCCGAGAACCUUCAACAUCUCCGGUCUGUCAAUGAGCUCGCUCUGUCCUGCCUCGAAUACCAUGUUGAGGAUGCUAUGGAACUGGUAGCCGAGAUCCUAGAAAACUACCCUACAUUUUUCGAAGCAAAGCACCAAGAGAUGCUGUGGUCGGCCAUCUCCGGCCCAUGGGGUCUGGAGAUUUUGAAGAACUCGGAUGCCGAAACCAUUUCGCUCGCAAGAAUUAUUGUGGCCUACGGACAGAUUCUACUCGAGUCCAAGGUCAUUUACACACAGCCCGAAAAUGCACACUACCAGCAGGUCAUGUCGUUUCUGCAUGACCUUCUCAAGUUUCCCGAACCUGUGGGUGCAGAAGACGAGGUCGCCCCCGUGGUGCUUGACUUCUGGAGUAGCUUUGUCAGCGCCAUCUCCGAAGAAACAUUUUUGUAUCCCGCAGGGGAGGCAGUGCCAGAAUGGAUGGGUACCGCCAAGGCCAACGUCCUUCAAGCCAUUUCCGAGCUCGUCCAGAAAAUCAUCUAUCCGCCUGCCGACGUCACCGAAUCCUGGGAUUCCGAUGCCAAGAAGACAUUCAAGGUGUUCCGUAUCGAUGUGCGCGAUAUCAUCAUGGACGCGUAUGACCCCCUCCGGGACGUAUUAACUGAUCAAUUCGUCGAUUUUGCACUGCAUGGGCUGAGCGCGGGGAAAUGGCUGUAUCUUGAAACUGGGCUGUUUGGGCUCAUUGCUAUUGCUGAUGCAUUGAACCGAAUCUCAGAUGAGCGUCUGCUUCGGCUCUUUGAGCAACCUUUAUUCUCGACAAUAUCCAGCAGCCCUGAUGUACCUGCGAUAACCCGGAGGACGGCGGUUGAGCUCGUUGCUGCUCUAAACCACUUCUUCCUCCGACACUCACAGUUCCUCCCUCAGGUUCUCCCCUUUCUCCUUACUGCACUGGCUCAACCGGCAAUUGCCCAUGGUGCCGCAAAGUCUUUUGCUUCGCUUUGUUCCGAAUGCCGCAAAUCUCUGACAGGAGAGCUGACCUCAUUUUUCCAAAUGUACGAGCAGUUCAUCACCUACGCAACAGCUGAAGAGUUCACCAAGAGCAUGGUUUUGAAAGGCAUCGCCGCCAUUGUGCAAGCUCAGGACACAGAAGACAAGCAGCUGGAAGGCGUACGCCAUCUUUUCCAGUACAUUACCCGCGACGCCAUGCAAGCAAUCCACAUUACCAAAGAAGGAGGGGAUCCAGAGCAAGGCCAAGUACUUGCACUGACGACACUAAAAUGUCUGGCAAACAUUGGAAAGGCUAUGCAAGCCUCAGACGAGGAAGUGGUAGAUCUGGAAUCUGACAAAGCGCCUUCCACGUUCUGGUUGCAAGGGCCCGGCAAGGAAAUACAAAACCAAAUCAUUAAUCUUGUCAACUACAUGACACAGGUAUUCUCCAGUAAUGACGAAAUCAUCGAAGCUGCGUGCAACGUUCUGCGCACCGGCUUCAAAGAGGCGAUAUCAGGACCCUUUGUCUUACCCCUCUCUGCAGCAAUCGAUUUCAUCACCAAGACGACUGUGCAAACUCCCAGACUGCCAUUUGUGCUAGAAACCGCAUGUUGCUGGAUAUCAUCUCAUAAGCACAAACAACCCGAGGGCUUUCAGCAACAGGCACAGCGUUUGCUUCAGCACAAUCUCAGCAUCAUGCAAGCACUUCAGCACCCAAGGAACGAUCCGGAAAUCGCCGUUGGCUGCAUUGAGCUCAUUCAAAACUUCAUCAACGCCGACCCGCGCAUCAUGACACAAGAGUCUCCCGGGAAUUUGUCGGGAAUGUUUGGCUUCACGGUUGAAUCGAUCAAGUCCCCUGAAGUAUUGCCAAAGCGCGCCGCCGCCAAGCUGUGGAAAGACAUCUUCGAGCUCGCAGGCAAUACACAUAGCCCGCACCAUGUCACGACGCAGGAGAUUGUGGCCCACUUUGGUCCUUCUGUCUGUCUCGCACUCAUCUCCAAUGUGUGUGGAGAGGUAGACUUUACCAGCCUGGAACACAUUGUCGCACCUCUCCGUGCUUUGAUGAGGGCCGAUAAGAACGCAAGGGCUUACAUCACAAAUUCGCUGGCAGAGCAGCCACUUCUGCAGCGCUUCCAAGAAGACCAGGGCGUUCAAGACAUGGUACGAAAGCUCAUUGAGAGCAUGUCUAGAAAUGCGAAGAACAGUGUAGCUUUCAAGGACACCAUAAAGGCCUUCUGGCAAAGUUGCAAACAACUGCAAAUGCAGCUCCAGCCACAGACGAUGAACCCAGCGCAUCGCUUCACUCAUGGUUAUCCUCACCCACCCGCGUACUGA